This is a messenger RNA of Python bivittatus (Burmese python), 1993 nucleotides long. Lineage: Eukaryota; Metazoa; Chordata; Lepidosauria; Squamata; Pythonidae. The record is from RefSeq and is a predicted model, not a curated record.
CUUUUGCAGGAACCGCCUCGGUUGCUAUAGCAGGAAUCUUUGCUGCCUUAAGAAUUACAAAGAACAAGCUUUCUGACAAUAAGUUUGUCUUCCAAGGAGCGGGAGAGGCGGCUUUGGGUAUUGCUCACCUAAUAGUUAUGGCACUAGAGAAAGAAGGAAUUCCCAGAGAAGAAGCUGUUAAGAAAAUCUGGAUGGUAGACUCGAAAGGACUCAUUGUCAAGGGCAGGAGUCACCUGAACCACGAGAAGCAAAUGUUUGCUCAUGACCACCCCACUGUGAAGACGCUGGAGGACGUGGUGCGGACAAUAAAACCAACAGCUAUUAUUGGUGUAGCUGCAGUUGCAGGAGCUUUUACUCACCAGAUUUUGAAAGACAUGGGGACUUUCAAUGAGAAGCCAGUUGUGUUUGCCCUCAGCAAUCCAACAAGCAAAGCAGAAUGCACGGCUGAAGAUUGUUACCGCUUGACAGAUGGCCGUGCCAUAUUUGCCAGUGGGAGCCCAUUUCCAAAAGUAACCCUGUCAAAUGGACAAACCUUCUUCCCUGGCCAAGGGAACAAUGCCUAUGUUUUCCCUGGAGUUGCUCUAGGAGUCAUUGCUUGUGGAGUCCGCCACAUCUCCGAGGAGAUCUUUCUCACCACAGCAGAGGCAAUUGCAGAAGAGGUUACAGAGCAGCAUCUUGCUGAAGGCAGGCUCUAUCCACCCCUGAGCUCCAUUCGAGAUGUGUCCUUCAAAAUUGCUGUUAAAGUGGUUGACUAUGCCUACAAACACAACCUGGCAUCCUGGUACCCAGAGCCAGAGGACAAAGAAGCAUUUGUUAAAUCCCUCAUUUACAGCCCUGACUAUGAUUCCUUCAUUAUCGAUAGUUACCAGUGGCCGCAGGAAGCCAUGAAGACUCAAAAUAUUUAAUGCUUCUUUUUUGUGAAGGCAGGGAAGAGGAGUAUUCCAGCAGCUGUGAACCUUAAGAUGCUAAAGUGUCUCGAUCUUCAAGCUUGUAGGAUCUUCAGUUAUAAAUGGAGAGAAGAGCAAGUACCCACCCUUUCUAUGAGCAGCUUCCUUUUAAAAAAAAUCUGAGCCAGAAAUAACACAGAGUAAACAAGGACCAAUUAUGCCACCAGCAUCAAAUGAACUGAUGUGAUUAGAUGAAAUUUAGAAGGUUCCAUACUCUUGAAUCUCCUCUUGCAAAUCAAACUAACCUUCCCUAAUCUGGUACUUUCUAAAUGUAUUAGGAUGUCAGCUCCCAAAAUUCCCUGCCAGCGUGCUUCCAGUUGGAGAAGGCUGGAUUAAGGAUUUCUGCAGAGCUCAUAGAAAAUGCUGUUUGCUAGGUAGCUUCAUCCCAAAGCAUAUCUAUUAAACUGGUGUAAUUCCUAUUAUCUUGCUCAGUAAAGCCCACCAUCCAUGGGUUUAGGAGACUUCAGAAUGCAACUGUUUCACAAUAAGCAUGGCACUGCCAUUGGGCAUACAGUUGAGAAGUGACUUCUUCCCCAAAGUCCUGCAUGGCUUCUACCAGUCUUAGCAACUAUCACCAGGGCUCUGAUCCUAACCCUGACCCUCAUUAGAGAUGUAGAUGGUGGUAUUAGCAGUUACACAGAAUUCCCACUAACCCAAUUUACUGAAAAUUUUCCAGAUAAUUGGUAUGUCUCUAUCCAGCUUAUACAAUGUCCUGUUACCAUAAAACAAUGAGAGUUCUACCAAACUCAUGUUUGGCAACAUAGACUAACUCAAGAAGCACUCAAAGUGUAUGUUCACGCAAUAUGCAUAUUAUGGUUAAUUGGGUCUUGUUUACUCAACUAGCCCAAGUAUGGGGAUCUCCAUGAUACGCUAAAAGAUAAACUCACCACAUAGGGUGGAUUCAUGCAACAUGUAGACUAAAAUAUGGUUGAUCAUUUCAUGGUUCAGUGUGGAAUGUACAGGAAGUACUCAACUUAUGACAGCAGUUGGGUCUGGAAUUUCCAUUGCUAAGUGAUGCAGUCAUAAAGCACAAUUGCAUUGCUUAG